This is a messenger RNA of Lymnaea stagnalis (great pond snail), 5731 nucleotides long. NCBI's taxonomy places the organism in Eukaryota, Metazoa, Mollusca, Gastropoda, Lymnaeidae. The record is from the annotation of a GenBank genome assembly.
UAACUUAUUAUCUGUGAUUGCAAACAGACCGAGUCUGUGUUACACUGCAGUUUAAACUCAACAUUUGGACAGUCAUAAGCAGAUAGGAAACUUUCGACCAAGUGUUAAGUCCCUAAGCCCACAAGUGAAAUAGUUCAAAUAAGGUAAGGAAGUUAAGUACAAAAAAAUCUUGAAAGGAAUAUCUUUCUCCAGACAAUAUUCUCGAACUUGAGGAAUAAAACAGUUCAUAAAUCAGUCAUCAAACAAUUCCUUGCGUCAUCCAUGCUUUACCUUGAGAGGAAAGUAGACGGGAAGUGUGUGCUGUUUAACAUUGUUGAACGCACGCGGAUUACCUGAGUGAUAAAUUAAGAGCGGCUUCAGCUUAAACCCUGUAAUGUUACUGCCAAGCAGCAGAGUUUGCCUAUCCUUAAAUGCUUGAAAUCCCGGCAUGUUUUUUGGAAUAUAAGGGCGUGCUGUCAUCUGUUUCCGAAAUUAUCCAGUUUCAUCAACAUUGGAAAUCUGCUCCGCUAUAUAUCCGUCACUUGCAAUUAAUUCAUCCAGAAUAUCUACACACUUACGUGUUCCCUCCCCAUCCGCACUCGCUGCUUCUCCAGUCACUCGAACAGUAUGCAUUUGGAAUCUUUUCUUGAAUCUCUGGAAUCAUCCAGUUUUUGCUACAAACUCUUGACUGUAGUCUUCUCCAACACGCUCCUUCAGAGUCUGAAAUAGUCUUCUAGUCUUCAUCUGCACAGUAAAAAGACUCAAUGGUGUCCGUUUUUUGAAUUUGAUCGUCCAUCCAAAUAUUUAGCAAUGUCUCCAUUUCGUGGACGGGUCCGCUUCGUGGCUUUGUUAUAACUAUUGAUCGCAUGGGUGCAGAGCCUUUCACAGCUUCAAUCAUUAUUUCUUCAUCUUUCAAAAUCGUCGAAACAGUAGUGUGUGAUAACUUCAUAUCACGUUCUAUCUUUCCUUCUUCGUACAGUGAAAUUACCGUCAUUUUCGUGUUGAGAUCGGUGGCCUUUCUUUCCUUCUUAACAGGCUGAGGCGAUGCCAAGACAAUUUCCUCUUGGGAGACAUCUUGGCAGAUGGGAUUUUAAAUGUUCAACCUCUGAAGAGCUCUCCAAUCAACAAGCUUUUAGCCACGCUUGGGAAAGUCUAUUUAUUGAGUGUGACCGUGUUAGUUCUUAGAAAUUGAUGACGCUGGCUAGCAGCAUAGCAUCAUCAUGUCAACAUGCCUCCCUUUCUUUAGUUGACGGCCGCCGAUGAUUGCAGAAAACGCCGUUAGACUGAUAAUUGAGGCAGAAAUAAAUCUAAAAUCUUACAUGGCUAGUGAUUGUGGUCACAGAGUCCAAAGGUCGUAAUUUGCAUAGGUCGUACAUCGAGCACUAGCUGUAGAUGUGAACAAGUCAUAUUUUAUGAAACAAACAUGCGCGUUUUUGUGUGUUAAAAUCGAAUGUGUCUUCUUCUUCUUAUAUUUGAGGUGCCCACGAUCAAUUUGUUGAUCAUUCUGGCUCCUGGUUUAAAUUCAGAGUUUGCCUUCUCUUAGAUGGGUUGCCGUCCAAGGCUAGCGAGUCCCAUCUACCCGGGGUGCUUGGGAUGAUUUGCUUUUGGUGGGGAUUGAACUCCAGACCACCAGCUGUUUGGUUUGAGACCGUUUAGACCGCUCGGCCACCCAGCACCCAGUGUAUUCUUCUAUUUAAAAUGUAUACUUUUGUUUUCGCAUCGUCACUCUCAACAGAGCAAUAGAAAAUUUGCGUGAAAACAGAAAUUAAGAUUAAGUUAAAAAAGAAAUUUUAAUAUGGUAAAAUAUUGGAGUCUAUAUUUAAAUUCUAUCUAUUUUCGAUUACUUCUUUGUAAUUCAACCAGCCACUCAACAUCUCAGCCAGUCACCUACUCUCACUCCCUCUCUCGUUCUCUCUCUCACUCAACCACCCACUCACCCAGUCACUCACCUACCCAAUCUCCCACCCACUCUCCCACUGCUCACCCAUCACUCAUCCACCCACUCACACAUCCACGCUAUCACCCACCCAUCACUCACCCUUCUCCCACCCGUCCAAUCACUCACCCAGCAACUCUCACACCCACUCUCCCACCUCUCACCCAUCACUGAUCCACCCACUAACUCGCACACUCACCAAACCACCCACUCUCCCACCCACUCACUCACUCUCCCACACACUCUCCCACCCACCCAUCAGUCACCAAUUCUCCCACACGUCCGCUCACUUACCAACCCACUCACACACCCACUCUCCGAACGCUCACUCAUCACUCACCCACCUACUCACACACCCACUCUCCCACCGCUCACUCAUCACUCACCCACCCACUCACCCAACCACCCACUCAUCACUCACCAAUUCUCCUACACGUCCGCUCACUUACCCAACCACUCAAACAUCCACUCUCCCACCGCUCACUCAUCACCCACCCACCCACCCACUCACCACCCACUCACACACACACUCACCCAACCACCCACUCUCCCAAUCACCCACUCUCCCAACCACACACUCUCCCAACCACCCACUCUCCCACCCACCCAGCCAUCACUCACAUAUCAAAUUACUCACCCAUCACUCCUAUCCGCAACUCAACCACCCCUCAUUUUCUAUCUACGCCACUGCCAGUGGCGUAGCCAUAAUUUGACGUAAAAACAGUGAAAAUUCUAUUGUUAAAAUCCCACAUCCAGAGACAUAACUGGACCUUUAAGGCACAGAUGUUCCCGGGGCCAGACUAGUGGUUUCGCUAAAAAGUUGCUGGGGGUGACAUUUUGAUCGGGAGUGGCAGUGGGUUGGAGUGUUGGCAGAAAAUAAGGGUGGUGAGGGGGAUCUGAGACGGGGUCUUUGAAUGAACCAUAUCACUCACGAACUAUAACUAUAAACCAAGUUCAUAUACUUGGCUUAUUUUCUUGGCUUGCGGGAGAACAGUUGCCAGAUAAAAAAAAAAAUAUAUAUUUUUCCACUCUACACCAGUGGUUCUCCUCCUGUGGCUGGGACACUUUUGGGGGUCAAACGAUCCUUACAUAGGGGUUGCCUAAGACCAUCGGAAAACAAAUAUUUAUGAAAUAGCAGCAGAAUAAUUUUAUGAUUGGGGGUCACCACGACAUGAGGAACUGUACAAAAGGGUCACAGCAUAAGAAUGUUGAGAACCACUUCUCUAGACCGAUAUUUUGUGCACAUAUAGCACAGGGUGUAUACCCUGGUAGUUACAACGAGUUAAUUUAACAGUUAUUAUCUUUUCAAUUACAGCAUGGAGACCAUGCCAACGCCACCACCGAUUUUGCGUUUGGCCAACGCAAAUACAACUCAAGGCAAAAAUUACCCGGAUCCAGCGGUGAGGUCAUCACCAAAUACAUCUCAAGAAAAGCCAGACCCGAAACAAGCAGUUACGUCAUCGCCAAAUACACCUCAAAACAACACAUACCCGGAUCGUGCAGUGACGUCACGACCACAGUCAAACUUGACCUUAGAGACGAAUGGUGAAACAACAUCGCAGGUUAAAAUGUAUACCGUAGCAGCACACGCCUACGACAGCGACGAUGAUCAGGAUGAAGAAUCUGGCACUGUUGACGAGGAGGACGACCACGAAGACAAGGAACGCGAGGCUUUCAUAGAGGAGCACCUGAAAGAUUUCCCUUGUACCUUCAACAUCGGCAAAGCCAACUACAACAUCGAGAAGAGGGUGUUCGCCGUAGAAACCAUCAAGCAGAUGUCAUGCCGAGGCAUCGCGUGGGAGAGCAUCGUCGACGAUGCCAUCGUCAGUAGCAACGAUGACGCAUGGACUCCCCUUGAGUGGACGCAGAACCUCAGAACGCGUGCCUAUGUGGAGCUGGGCAGGCUGGAAGAAGCGCGAAAGUUGAUCGACGAGAUUCUUAACGAGACAGGCGGGCAGACGAUCACGGCCACGGCCAAUUUAGCUGUUUGGUAUUUCGUACAAGGGAACGUGAAAGACGCCCUGAAAGUGGUCAGACUACUUAACGAAUUGUCCAAGCUGAAAACGUUUCGCCAUCUGAAGGCGGACGCCAUCUGCGAGCAGGCGUAUUUAUAUUAUGAAAUCUCGGGAGCCGAGAACAACAUAUCUGGUAUUGAGAUUUUGAAAUUCGCUCUGAAUUAUUCGAUUAAGUACAAAACUGAGGUGACUUUUAUGAUGGGAUCAAUGCACAGAAGAUGUUUGCACUGGAAUAUUUAUUUGUUUGACAAAGAUCAAAUAGAUUUUGUUGAGUUUGCGAAAAAUGCGUGGGAGAUUUUGAGUAGUGUGAGAAAUAUGAAAGCGGUUAAAUCUAUCGUGAAGGCCAACACCUUAGUGGAGCUUGCUUUCCUCAAGAACGAUGUUUCCGUCGUUGAAGAUGUUGAUACGGAGAGCUUAAAUUUUGACUUCUCCAUAGAGGCGCUGUGCGAGGAAGCUGUUGAACUAGCACCAGCCUCAGCGAACGUUACAGCAAUAGUUGGUCAACUGGUUAAGCAUAUACCUCGGCUAAAAAGCUGGGCAAAGCAUCUUUUAGAGGUGUCCUUAGAAAUAAAGCCCUCAGGAAGGGCACACCAUCAUUUGGGAUUGAUUCUUCUGAAGGAGGCUAACCAGUUUGAAAAAGAGAACUUUUCAAAAUUAUCUCCCAAAGAGAAGCAAAGCAGAGACGGUAAACGCUCAGAUUCCUGUGAUACUCAAUGCGUCUCUUAUAAUCACAACCAAAAAAGAAUCCAGCGCUGUGAUACUUUUGAAUGGGUCUUGGACAGUUGUCUUGCCGAAGGUAAAAGAAUACCCGUUUUUAGCACCCACAAUCCCUUUAUUCAAGAUGCUGCAGAAAAUCUUUACACUUAUUUCAACCUAGCCUCCUUAAGGAGAAAUCAACCAACCUUCGCUAGAUUGGGAUACGCCUAUCUACGAUGUCGCCAGUACAACCUGGCUUUGAGUAUUUACAGUCGUUUCACUUAUUAUGGUCCAAACGAGAUACCGAAGUUAAUUCUGGCUUACUGUCUCAAAAUGGCCGCUGUUUGUUUCCUGCUCAACGCAGAGAUGGCCGAAAGCGAGGAGAAGCGAUCGAAAAGAAGAAAAGCAGCCAAAUCGCUGCUAGUCAGCUCUGUGAUUUUUGCGGAGGAGAUUUCCAAGGAAGAGGUAUCAAAAAUGGAGUUGCAAAUGUUCUGGAAAGUCAUAAAAAACCUACCGAAGUAUCACUUGGUGCCUCCUCCAUUAUUUCCAAAGCUUUAAAAGUAUAAACAUUUCACGUGGCCUUCAAAAAACUGUUAUCUUUAACAUUUCAAACAGUUUAUGAUGAUAUGUAUAUAUAUUUAAAGUGAUGAAGGGUUGCCAAUUCCUCAGCCUCACUCUCACGUCCCUGCUAAUUUGAUCCAAUGGCAAGACUUAGCCGAGAUGACUUGAAAUUGACCAGGAUGCAGUAGAUGACCAGCACAGUGUGCGUGUCUCACUCUGCUGUUUAAGCGUAAUCCGUUGCGAAUUUCAUUGUGUUUUUUUCAUACCGCCAACGUGACUCCAUCUCCGGGUUUAAUUUCAGAUUUUUCCAUCUCUCAGAUGAGUUGUCAUCAAAGUUUAACGAGUACCAUCCACCCCCAUAAAGCUUGUGCUGAGCUUAAGUCCACUAGCAUGGGUUCGACCAAGUUUAGGCUAUGCGGCACCCAGCACCUUUAACAUCAAGACUUGACCGGCCAGUGCUUUCAAUAACAUAUUAUUUAAGUAAGAUUCCAGCAUCAAGCGUGCUUCGCUAACUACAUCUGUUACCAAAUAAAGUCAUCGAGAC